AUGGCUACGCCAGUUGACCAAAAACUGCUUCGGCAGACCAAGUUCCCCCCCGAAUUCAACCAAAAGGUCGACAUGAAGAAGGUCAAUGUCGAGGUCAUGAAAAAAUGGAUUGCAGGCAAGAUCUCUGAAAUACUUGGCUCCGAGGAUGACGUUGUUAUCGAGCUUUGCUUCAACUUGCUCGAGGGUUCGCGUUUCCCCGAUAUCAAAGCGCUCCAAAUCUCGCUCACCGGAUUUCUUGACAAGGAUACACCCAAGUUCUGCAAGGAACUGUGGAACUUGUGCCUGAGUGCGCAGUCGAACGCGCAAGGAGUCCCGAAGGAGUUACUCGAAGCCAAGAAGCUGGAGCUGAUACAAGAAAAGAUCGACGCCGAGAAAGCGGCCGUGGAGGCUAAAAACAAAAGGGACCACGAACAAGCUCAAGAGCGGGAUAUUGAUUCCAUUCGACAGCGCGAGCGGGCCGAGCGCGGUCGUGGUCGCCGUGGCACUGGCGGACGAGGUGGACGAGGAUACGACACGCGACCUCCGAGAUACUCACGGUCUCCCCCACGUCGCAGAAGAUCUCCAUAUAGAGGCCAUCCGUCCCGCAGGGAGGCCGACACUUAUGUCUCCCUCUCGUUCCAUUUCUCGCUCGCCUUCCUCGCCACAUUCUCGUCGUGCUGGCCGAUCUGCGUCCAAGUCAAGCUCAAGAUCCAGAACCAGGUCCAGGUCCAGGUCGAAGUCGGCACCAUAUUCACGGAGCCCUUCACCAGCACCCAGGAGAGAACGCAAUUCAAGGAGCAAGAGUCGGACCAAGUCACCCCCACGGAGGGGCUCCGGCAGGCUGAGAAGAACUUCGGAGUCACCCGGUGA
Molecule: messenger RNA, 849 nt
Organism: Fonsecaea pedrosoi CBS 271.37
Lineage: Eukaryota; Fungi; Ascomycota; Eurotiomycetes; Chaetothyriales; Herpotrichiellaceae
Exons: 5
Coding region: 1-849 (282 amino acids)
Biological process (GO): mRNA processing; regulation of mRNA splicing, via spliceosome
Cellular component (GO): spliceosomal complex
Molecular function (GO): RNA binding
Source: RefSeq, a predicted model, not a curated record